AUGAAGAAUGGAAGCAAGAUUCGGAGAAACCACAAGUGUAUGAAAUCAUCCGCUUUUCCCAAAUCUCAAAACAUCUCCAAAGACUUCCGAAGUCUGAUCCCUUCUAGGAUGAGGCGGCAAACAGAUCUUGUGGUCUCAUGUGGAGAAGUACUAAAAGCAAAGUCGCAUGUUGUGGUCUACACCAAGGAGCGGGAUGAAGAUGAAGAAAGUGUUGGCUCUUCAUAUCACGUUACUGUACAAGAUGAAAGGGAUACUUUAUCUCCAAUAAAGGUUGAUGAAGAGUUGGAGGAUUUUUCUUGGUGUUACCAUAUAUCUGUCAACGAUGGCGAACCUCAAGAAGAUGAAGACGCUAAGGAUGCUCCGCCCGAAUUUGAAGAAGGGGUAAAAACGACAGUCGACGCAUUGAAAGAAGUCAACCUUGGCACUGAUGAAGAUCCAAGGCCCACUUAUGUAAAUUCUUUACUUGCAGUCGAUGAAGAGAGGGCUUACGUCGAAUUACUUAAAGAGUAUAAGGAUAACGGUACACGUCCUAUCAAACAAGCACAGCGACGUUUCAGGCCGGAAUUGGUUCCCUUGAUUGAAAAUGAAGUUAACAAGCUUAUUGAGGCUGGUUUCAUUCGCGAAGUUAAGUUCCCCACAUGGAUUUCGAGCAUUGUCCCUGUGAGAAAGAAGAAUGGACAAAUUCGAGUAUGUGUUGACUUUAGGGAUCUCAACAAUGCAUGCCCUAAGGACGAAUUUCCACUUCCCAUUAUUGAGCUUAUGAUUGAUGCCACUACUGGAUACGAGGCGAUGUCCUUCAUGGACGGCUCAUCCGGCUAUAACCAGAUCCGCAUGUCACCUAAGGAUGAAGAGCUUACCGCAUUCCGCACUCCUAAAGGUAUUUAUUGCUACAAAGUAAUGCCUUUUGGCUUGAAGAAUGCUGGAGCAACAUACCAAAGAGCUAUGCAAAAUAUCUUUGACAACAUCCUUCACAAAAAUGUCGAAUGUUAUGUUGACGAUCUGGUGGUGAAAUCAAGGAAAAAGAGUGAUCACUUGCAAGACCUGAGAAUGGUGUUUGACCUACUACGAAGGUACCAACUCAAAAUGAAUCCUCUGAAGUGUGCAUUUGGGGUUACCUCUGGAAAAUUCCUUGGCUUUGUCGUUCGACAUCGGGGGAUAGAAAUUGAUCAAGCCAAAGUAGAUUCAAUCGUGAAGAUGGCCGAGCCAAGAAACAUCCAUGAGUUGAAAAGUCUGCAAGGGAAGCUGGCGUAUCUUAGGAGAUUCAUCUCAAAUCUAGCAGGGAAGUGUCAGCCGUUCAGUCGUCUCAUGAAGAAAGGUGCUCCUUUCGAAUGGGAUCAAGCUUGUGCCAACGCCUUUGAGAGCAUCAAAUCUUACUUGACGAAACCUCCAGUUCUAGCGGCUCCUGUGCCUGGAAAGCCAUUGAUACUAUACAUAUCGGCACAAGAAAGGUCAGUUGGAGCACUCUUAGCCCAAGAGAAUAGCGAAAGGAAAGAAAAUGCCCUUUACUACUUGAGUAGGAUGAUGACUCCAAAUGAGUUGAAGUAUUCGCCGAUUGAAAAGUUGUGUCUGGCCUUAGUCUUCUCGAUUCAGAAGAUGAAACACUACUUUCAAGCUCAUGUAGUUCGUCUUAUUUCCAAAGCGAACCCCAUCAAAUUUGUGAUGUCGAAACCUGUCCUUAGUGACCGACUGGCAAGGUGGUAUCUCCAAUUUCAACAAUUUGAGAUUGUGUACGUUCCUCAAAAAGCUGUGAAAGGGCAAGCAUUGGCGGACUUUUUAGCAGACCAUCCGAUACCCGAUGACUGGGAAUUAACUGAUGAACUACCCGAUGAGGAUGCGAUGGUCAUUGAAAUUCAACAGCCUUGGAAGAUGUAUUUUGAUGGUGCUGCACAUCGCGAAGGAGCUGGCGCUGGUGUGAUAUUUGUCACUUCUCAAGAGGAGGUCUUACCGUAUUCCUUCACCUUAACACAAUGUUGCUCCAACAAUGUUGCGGAAUAUCAAGCACUCAUACUUGGGCUUGAAAUGGCUGUUGAUAUGAAGCACUUACAAUUACAAGUCUUUGGAGAUUCUGAAUUGGCGAUCAAUCAAUUGUUGGGUACUUAUGAGGUCAAAAAGCCGAAAUUGCGUCCCUAUCAUGAUUAUGCACAAAAAUUGAUUGGGUGGCUGGGCAACAAAUGGAUAGUACCGCCGGAGGACGAUGAAGAUGAAGAAAGCAAACUCGAGCUUCUUGUGGCCGUUUCUGAAGCUGAGAAAGUUGAUUGGCGACAAACCAUGAUCGAUUACUUGUGUUAUAGUAUUCUUCCAGAAGAUCCAAAAAGAAAGACCGAAAUUCGUCGUCGUGCCCCUCGCUUCCUUUACUACAAAGAUACUUUGUAUCGUAGAUCGUUCGAGGGAGUUCUCUUGCGUUGUACGGGGAAGAAGAAGCAACUCAAGCUAUGCAAGAAGCACACUGAGGAGCCGAAGCGGGUCCUUCCACUUGAACGCCAAAUACCUUCAUUGAGGCUCGCUAUCCAAGAAGGGCUCACUGAAAAAGAAAAUGCUCGUCUACGCCUUGAAGAGUUAGAGGCCCUUGAUGAGAAAAGGCUGGAAGCUCAGCAAAGCCUUGAAUGUUAUCAAGCUCGUCUUUCCCGUGCUUUCAAUAAAAAGGUUCGCCUGAGGUCCUUCCAAGUUGGUGAUCAAGUCUUGGCGGUAAGAAGACCUAUUAUCGCAUCUCAUAAAUGCGGAAGCAAGUUCACUUCAAAGUGGGAUGGGCCAUAUGUUGUCCAAGAAGCCUAUACAAGCGGUGCUUACAAGCUUAUAGAUGCAGAUGGCUUGCGGAUCGGUCCCAUCAACGGGAAAUUCUUGAAGAUGUACUAUCCUUGA
Lycium ferocissimum is the source of this 2859-nucleotide messenger RNA. RefSeq lists its product as uncharacterized. Lineage: Eukaryota; Viridiplantae; Streptophyta; Magnoliopsida; Solanales; Solanaceae. The transcript has 4 exons. Gene Ontology annotation, molecular function: nucleic acid binding; RNA-DNA hybrid ribonuclease activity. The coding region runs from base 1 to 2859 and encodes 952 amino acids. The record is from RefSeq and is a predicted model, not a curated record.